CUGACUGGUCUCCAUAGUAACGGGAACCGCUCGGGAAAUGGACCGGUCGGAAAGUGCGGAAAGUGCCGAAAGCCGGAGGCGACGGGCGGAGGAGUCCGGGCAGGGGCAGCUGUUUCGGUUCUGGGAUGAGCUGAGUCCGGCGGAGAAGGAGGCGCUGUUGGAGCAGCUGGAAAUGCUGGAGCCCCGGGAGUUGAGGGAGCACUGCCAGCGGGCAAGGGAGGCCUAUGUGCGGGAAAGCAGCGCCCCCCAGCGGCUGGAUGAUAGAAUGCAACCUGUACCCCCAGAGUUCCUGGGGAGCGUCCGGCACAGCGGCACCGGGGAGCUGGAGAGAUGGGAGCGGGAAGGGUUCCAUCAGAUCGCACAGAACAAGGUGGCCGUCCUGCUCCUAGCUGGGGGCCAGGGGACCCGCCUGGGGGUGACGUACCCCAAAGGGAUGUACAGCGUCGGCCUCCCCAGCGCCAAAACCCUGUACCAGAUCCAGGCCGAGCGGAUCCGCCGGCUGCAGCAAUUGGCCAGUGAGCGUCACGGCGAGGCCUGCACCGUCCCAUGGUACAUCAUGACGAGCGAGUUCACGCUGGGUCCCACGCGGAAGUUCUUCGAAGACCACGCCUACUUUGGGCUGGAUCGCUCGGACGUGGUCAUGUUUGAGCAGAGGAUGCUGCCGGCGGUGGGGUUCGACGGUGCGGCCAUCUUGGAGGAUAAAGCCAAGCUCGCCAUGGCUCCAGAUGGGAACGGGGGUCUGUACCGGGCUCUGUCCGAUAACCGCAUCCUGGAGGAUAUGGAGGGGAGGGGCAUCCAGUACGUUCAUGUCUAUUGUGUGGACAACAUCCUGGUCAAGAUGGCCGACCCGGUCUUUAUCGGCUUCUGUGUGAGCAAAGGUGCCGACUGUGGCGCCAAGGUAGUGGAGAAGGGGUACCCGGCCGAGCCAGUGGGGGUGGUGUGCCGAGUGGAUGGGGUCUACCAAGUGGUGGAAUAUAGCGAAAUCAGCCCCGAAACCGCCGAGAAGCGCAAUCCCAACGGCGCCCUGACCUUCACCGCUGGCAACAUCUGCAACCACUUCUUCACCGUGCCCUUCCUCAGGGCUGUGAUUGGGUCUUUGGAGCCGCGCCUGAAUUACCACGUAGCCAUAAAGAAAGUCCCUUACGUGGAUAAUGAGGGAAACUUGGUGAAACCAACGAGCCCAAACGGGAUCAAAAUGGAGAAGUUUGUGUUCGACGUCUUCCAGUUUGCAAAGAACUUUGUUGCCUUUGAGGUCCUGAGGGAGGAGGAGUUCUCCCCACUGAAAAACGCCGACACUGCCGAUAAGGACACCCCCACAACGGCGAGGCGGGCGCUGCUAUGGCAACAUUACCGCUGGGCGAGGAGAGCUGGCACCCACUUUUUGGAUGAGACCGGCAGCCCGAUACGUGACAGCCACAGUAUUUCAGGUGAGGGCGACCCUCCAGCUGUGUGUGAGAUUUCCCCUUUGGUGUCUUAUUUCGGAGAGGGGUUAGAAUCGUACAUGAAAGACAAGGACGUCUCAUCGUUUCCCUUCGUUCUGGAGAGCAGCGAUGCCGGGCCGGUACCAGUCUGACCCGCACAGACCAGGCGGUACUGCGGAUCCGGAUAAACAACCUCCUGCCAGACCGUGCCUUACAAUCUCCGCUCUUAUGAAAGGCAGGGCUGUCCAACUGGGGGCCCCUAGGUGGGACGUGGCCCCAAGUGACCUACUUGGAUUUGCCCCCCCCCCCCCCCCCAAUGUGCCCAGUUGGACAGCACCGCUGUGAGGAGCACAGUGUGCCACCUUCUCUCUCUUGUAGCCAAAGAUUAAAGCAACUCAGCACUUUUACUUUUUAUUGGGCAACUGCAGGGCUGCACCGGGCCAGCGAAUAUAAAGAAGAAUAUGUGUGCCCCCCUGUACAUGGGCUGCUGAAUAACGAUAGGACUGGAGGGCCCUGCUCACCACAAGAGCUUGCCAUUAGCCUCGGGCUGCUUCAGGGAAACAAUAUGGCAGCUCCUGGCCCAAAGGUGUCGACAAAGUGGCUGUUUUUAGUCAUUUUUUUUAGUAUAUAAAUCUUUCAAAACACUUUCAAUGCCACAAGCUGUAGCGGCCCGUGCCCAGGAAACAUGGCGGCACUGCCCGUUGUACUUACUGUAUUGCAAUAAACAACUCUGGGGUUCCCA
This is a messenger RNA of Xenopus tropicalis (tropical clawed frog), 2163 nucleotides long. It is a transcript of the gene uap1l1, whose product is annotated as UDP-N-acetylglucosamine pyrophosphorylase 1 like 1. Lineage: Eukaryota; Metazoa; Chordata; Amphibia; Anura; Pipidae. The record is from RefSeq and is marked provisional. Gene Ontology annotation, molecular function: uridylyltransferase activity.